Messenger RNA from Nakaseomyces glabratus, 522 nucleotides. RefSeq names its product Ypt35p (gene YPT35). Lineage: Eukaryota; Fungi; Ascomycota; Saccharomycetes; Saccharomycetales; Saccharomycetaceae. Gene Ontology annotation, molecular function: phosphatidylinositol-3-phosphate binding. The record is from RefSeq and is a predicted model, not a curated record.
AUGGCUGAUAAGGUUGCCGUUCUAGAUCCAGAGCCCAUAACGCUUUUAGACACCGAGGAUGAGCCUGGGAUCUCGCAAAGCAGGCGAAGUAGUAUAGCGAACUCUAAUUUCUAUAUAGAACGUGCGUUUGUCACAAACUGCACCAUCAUAUCAGGGGAGCGAAGCACGCCGAAGUUUGCGGUAUGGAAGGUGACUGCUGUUUUACACCCGCUAAAUCCCAACAGCAGCGGGUCUUACCGAAUCCACACGUAUAAACGGUACUCAGAUUUCGUUGAAUUUCGCAACGCCUUGCUGGACAGGGUACGCACCAAGAGGCCUGCAUCGGUGAGCGAGAUACCCGAGCUGCCACCACCUGUCAAAUGGUAUUACAGCUGGAAGUACAACGAGAUCAAUCUCAACAAGGAAUGGCUCGCCAACAGAAGAAAAGGAUUGGAAUUAUUCAUCAACCAGGUCCUGCUCAAUGGCAACAUCGUGGACAUAGCAAAAGAUUUGGUAAUCCAGUUCCUACGACCCAGAAAGUAG